GCGCGGCGCAAUGCCGGGGAAGCAUGUUUCCAGAGUCCGGUCUCUAUAUAGACGAAUCUUACAGCUACACCGAGCUCUGCCCCCGGACCUCAAAGCCCUGGGUGACCAGUACGUGAAGGACGAAUUUAGGAGACAUAAGACUGUUGGUCCUGGCGAGGCCCAGCGUUUCUUGAAGGAAUGGGAGACAUACGCAGCAGUGUUGUGGGAACAAGCUAAGGACAGCAGACAGAGCUCAACCGAAAAAGCAUGUUUUGGCACCUCUCUCCCAGAAGAAAAACUCAAUGACUUUCGUGAUGAGCAAAUUGGACAGUUGCGAGAGCUGAUGCAAGAAGCUACUAAACUCAAUCGGCAGUUUAGUAUCACCGAGUCUACAAAACCACAGCUGUGAUACAACAGUCUUAACACAGUGGCCAACAUGUAUAACCUGUUACCUCAUCCACCAUCGACUCUCUAAAAUAUAUUCUUUCAGCUUUAA
Arvicanthis niloticus (Nile rat) is the source of this 475-nucleotide messenger RNA. RefSeq names its product succinate dehydrogenase complex assembly factor 3 (gene Sdhaf3). The record is from RefSeq and is a predicted model, not a curated record. Gene Ontology annotation, biological process: mitochondrial respiratory chain complex II assembly; succinate metabolic process. Gene Ontology annotation, cellular component: mitochondrial intermembrane space; mitochondrion. NCBI's taxonomy places the organism in Eukaryota, Metazoa, Chordata, Mammalia, Rodentia, Muridae.